Leptonychotes weddellii (Weddell seal) is the source of this 3831-nucleotide messenger RNA. Lineage: Eukaryota; Metazoa; Chordata; Mammalia; Carnivora; Phocidae. The record is from RefSeq and is a predicted model, not a curated record.
GAGCCCGCGCACCCGGAGUCUGGGAGGGCCCGAACGGCGCCAGGCCCGCCGCGCCACAACUUGCCCAAACCAGACAAGCUUCAUUCUGCGCCCUGGAAGAAGGAGCCGGCCCGCCGCUUCCCGCUCGGCUGCUCCUCGGCCUCGGUGGGCCCCGCCUGCGCCAGCAGCGUUUCUGGGGUCUGGGUCCCCAGCGUCGCCCCCGUCCUCCUGCAGCGCCCGGCGCCCGCCAAGGAGCGCGCAGCUGGGGUGCUGAGGACAUAACGGUGAGCAAGAGAAAUCACGGCCCUUGUUCCCGCUGAUCCUGCAGCCCAGUGGAUGGAGCCCACAGUCCACAGACCUGCCAGGAAAGAAAAAAAAUUUCCUGAUGGUUGUUCCAAGCAGGGACUCCCCCGUGGAUUGAGGAAUGUGUGGCUUUUCCUCAGCUCAUUGAUCUCUGUGGUAGCCACAGGCAGCACCCAAAGGACCCCAAGAAUGAGAGGCCUGUGGUCUGCAAGUUGCUGCUAGAGAUAUUUUAGCCUCUCCAGAUAACAGAAUGCAACUGCCACACAAGUUCCUAAGGGCCCUGGGCGCACGCUGACAGCUCCCGGGCAGGCGCGCCCUUCGCUCCAGGUCCAGGCGGGGGCGCUGCCAUAGCAACGGCCUGGACGCCCGGACCUUAGGCCGCCGCCGCCGGAGACCCUGCCAUCUCCCGCUCCCGAGGGGUGGGGCGGCGGCGGCCCGGGCAGGGUAGACGGGACUGCCCGCUCCUCGGAUGCCAGCGGAGGCGGCGGAUUUGCUUCCAAGCAUGCCCUUCCAGAAGCACGUCUACUACCCGCUCGCCAGCAGCCUGGAGGGUCCCGACGGCCCCGCAGCUGCCUCGGCCGCGCGAUCCGCGAUGGCCAGUGCCCCCCACAGCGCGGCGUCGGGCCCCCUGCCCUUCUUCCAGUUCCGGCCGCGGCUGGAGAGCGUGGACUGGCGGCGGCUGAGCGCCAUCGACGUGGACAAGGUGGCGGGGGCCGUGGACGUGCUGACGCUGCAGGAGAACAUCAUGAACAUCACCUUCUGCAAGCUGGAGGAUGAGAAGUGCCCGCACUGCCAGUCGGGAGUGGACCCGGUGCUGCUGAAGCUCAUCCGCCUGGCGCAGCUCACCAUCGAGUACCUGCUGCACUCCCAGGAGUUCCUCACGUCGCAGUUGCACAACCUGGAGGAGCGCCUCCGCCUGAGCAUGGCCGAGGGUGAGCAGAACAAGAAGCUCCUCGCCAAGCAGGCUGGGGAGAUUAAGUUACUCAAGGAAGAGUGUAAACGCAGGAAAAAGAUGAUCUCGACCCAGCAGCUGAUGAUCGAGGCCAAAGCCAGCUAUUACCAGUGCCAUUUCUGUGACAAGGCCUUUAUGAACCAAGCUUUUCUACAAAGUCACAUUCAGCGCCGCCACCCCGAAGAUUCUCAUCUCGAGUAUAAGAAAAAGGCACAGACUGAUAAGCUCCAGAGUGAGAUUGAUAUGCUGAAGGAGCAGCUGCAGCUCACCAGGUCUCAGCUGGAGGCUGCACAGCACGCCCACGCUGUCAGGGUCUCUAAGGAAUAUGAAAUGCAAAAAACAAAAGAGGAAGAAUUUCUGAAGUUAUUUGAUAGAUGGAAAGAAGAAGAAAAAGAGAAACUAGUUGGCGAAAUGGAAAAAGUCAAGGAAAUGUUUAUGAAAGAGUUUAAAGAAUUGACUUCCAAGAAUUCAGCAUUAGAAUAUCAAUUGUCAGAAAUCCAGAAGUCCAACAUGCAGAUCAAGUCCAACAUAGGCACGUUAAAGGAUGCACAUGAAUUUAAAGAAGAACGUCCUCAGUAUCCCCAGGAUUUCCAAAAUGUGAUGCAACUUCUUGACAGUCAGGAAAGCAAGUGGACGGCCCGAGUUCAAGCUCUUCAUCAAGAACACAAGAAAGAGAAGGGCCGGCUCUUGUCACAUAUAGAGAAACUUCGAACCUCCAUGAUAGACGAUCUCAAUGCAAGCAAUGUUUUCUACAAGAAAAGGAUAGAAGAGCUAGGGCAGAGACUCCAGGAACAGAAUGAACUGAUUAUCACGCAGAGACAACAGAUUAAAGAGUUUACCAGUAAACCAUUAAACAGCGUCAGUGAACCCAAAGGGACUCCUUCAACUCGGCAAACUUUUGAAUCUAAGCCAACUGCCCCAGCUGUACCUAUGAGUGCCUCAGCCGCACAGACUGUGGAUGCUAAAUCAGGUCUCACAAUGGCACAUGAACAGGCAUUCUCAUCGCACAUACUGGAACCAAUAGAAGAGCUUUCAGAGGAAGAAAAAGGAAGGGAGAAUGAACAGAAAUUAAAUCACAACAAGAUCCACUUAAGGAAAGCUUUGAAGAGUAACCCCUCCCUCAUGAAGGAAAUAAGGAGUGUCUUGGAGCAGAGUUUGCUAGAGAAACUGGAAACCUUUGGGAUUAAUGCGGAUAUACGUGGAAUUCCAAGCGAUCACUUCAGUAGGGUGCUAAGAACUGUGGAAUCAGCGAGACAUGAACGAGAAAGACAAAUACCCAACAUUCAGAAAAUUCGAGAAUUCCUUGAAGAUGAGGUCAGCUGUAAAAUUGAGGAGAGAACCUUACUGUCCUCAGAUAAGUACAGUGCUCCUCCUCAAGUGGAUACCCUUUCAAAUGGAGAAAUACCCAAGGCGGUACAGCUUCCUCCCAGAAGCAGACAGCUGAUAAGACAAAGACCUGUUUUUACCGAUAGGACGUCUGUCCCAAAAGUUAAGAAAAAUAUCACAGAAGAUCAUUUUCCCAGAAAAUCUUCAACUAUUACAUUUACUAUAAGUCAAAAGCAUUUAUCACCUUGUGGCCCCACUAAGAAGUGGGACCGCUGCCCCAUGUCAUUUCCAUUAUUCCCCACCGUGUCCUGUGCGGAUGUGGAGGAUGAUGACUGGGACAUAUCCUCCAUAGAGGAGGAAAGAUCUCUGGGGAAGAAAACUGGGAGAGAACAGAGGGAACCUCUACCUGUGAAGAAUGAGUCAAAUUCUACUCAAGUGCCAAGCGCCUGGGGUGCGUCUAAUCCGAAGGGGCCAAAAGGAGAAGGACUUCAAGAUGAAUCCAGCACGCUGAAAAGCAGCUUAGUAACUGUGACUGAUUGGAGCGACUCUUCAGAUGUAUAACCACAGCCUCAGAGUCAGAAGGUGCAGAUGCCAAUGGGAUUCCAGUAAUCUGCCCACAAGAUUCUAGCGCUCCUGCCUUACAGUAUUUCCCACAGUAACAAGGAAGCUGAUUCAGAGAACAAGGGUCUCUUUAACAGCACCUAAUUCAGUAUUGAAAAACAAAUUGUCAACAGUAUUUUGAAGCAUAUAGAGGGUGUUUAAGACUUCUGCUGCUUAAAAUUAAUAUAUCAUUUUAAGUCAUAAAAAGUUUUUUCUUCAGAACGGUACUCUAGUGUUUAAGUGUAUUUUUUCAACUAAUUUUUAAGUGAAUUUUUUUUAAACUUAUAGGUUUUGGUUUGAAUUAAAAACUUUUUUUUUAUAUGUUUCUUAUGUGCGUUAUCACACUGGAAGUGUUUUAUUACAAAAUUCUGUUAGUAUGCUUAAACUUGAAUUAGUGAAAUCAAUGAAAUCUUAAGAGUAGAUUGGUUAUUUUUCAUAUAGAAAUAAGUUUAGAAUUAUAAAAAUAUAGCUAGGCCCAUAUUAAAUACCUUUUCCAGAAGUAUGUGUAUCAUACGCCACUUGGAGCCGUUGUAAGCAUGUUGUAUUAAACAAUUAUUUUAGAACAUUAAAUACCAUUUCUGCAGUAUAAUCUUUGCCUUGGACAUUUUUAUGAAGAAAAUGUAGCUGUUUUCAAUCAGAAUCCGAAUAGAAAAGAUUGAGUCAUUACUGAA